AUGGAACUGGCAGAGAGCAUUUAUAACCUCAUCCCCAGGGAAGAGAUUAGAUUUGAGAGACCACCGAGGUAUGUGUCAAAAUACAGAGAUCAGGUGAGGCAGGAGGCACAGAUGAAUAAGGCCUCGCACAGGACCAUGGGCCUGGCGAAGGUGGAGCUGCCCUCCCCAGAGAAGUUUCUGCGCAAACACUCCAAGGAGCCGAAACUGUUUGAACGUAAGACCAAGCAGGUGAUGCCGUGCACGGACGACAGUCUAAAAAGGCCAACGUUAUCUCUCAGGCUUGAUAACUCAUGGAAGCGCACUCCGUCAAAAAAGGAUUUUAUAAAAGCGAAUGCCGUGGACACCAUUUUGGCAGUGCCAAAGAAGCCACAGCCUGCUUACGCCUUCACCAAACACGGAGAUAGGCGGCCCCUUGAGCCAUCCGGCCUCGUCCCAAAAUAUGUUAAUAAAAAGGACUAUGGGCAGACCCCAGAGUACCUCCACCAGCGCAAAGAGGAGAUGCGGAGAGCCCAGGAGGAGUAUGACGAAUACGUGAAGGAGCGUCUUCAGCAGGGAGCCAUGAAGCAGCUCUCAGAGGAGGAACGGCAGAGCACCCUGGAGGGCCUGAAGAAGAACUGGGAUGAGCUGCACUUCCAGUACCAGGGCCUGUCCCUCAUCACGGACACCCUCCCAAAGCGGUACCGCAAGGAGAAGCUGGAGAUGGAGAUGAAGCAGCUAGAGAGAGACAUUGACCUCAUCGAGAGACACAAAACCAUCUACAUCGCUAACACUUAA
Messenger RNA from Megalops cyprinoides (Indo-Pacific tarpon), 774 nucleotides. RefSeq names its product enkurin-like. NCBI's taxonomy places the organism in Eukaryota, Metazoa, Chordata, Actinopteri, Elopiformes, Megalopidae. Bases 1 to 774 code for a protein of 257 amino acids. The transcript is spliced from 5 exons. Gene Ontology annotation, molecular function: calmodulin binding. The record is from RefSeq and is a predicted model, not a curated record. Gene Ontology annotation, cellular component: acrosomal vesicle.